Messenger RNA from Apis cerana (Asiatic honeybee), 4834 nucleotides. Its product is annotated as leucine-rich repeat-containing protein 15. Gene Ontology annotation, molecular function: protein binding. Lineage: Eukaryota; Metazoa; Arthropoda; Insecta; Hymenoptera; Apidae. The record is from RefSeq and is a predicted model, not a curated record.
GCGCGGCGGAAGCGCAGAGCGCGGCAGGAGUCCAAAGGGAUCACGAGGGUCCGAAAUCACGGUGGUCGUUCGCUCGCCGGUUAAACGACUCUUGACAUGAGCCUCGGUUCCCGCGCGUCCGUCAGCUAGGAGAGCAACUUGCGGUUCAAAGAUUGCUCGUUUCGUUUGUGAGUGCGAGCUCGCUCACUUUGUACCGAACGAAGGAGGAGGAGGAGGUGGGAAGAAGGUGGAUCGAAUCGGUGAAAGAAGAAGAAGAAUCGAGCCCCGUUGUACUGUGGCUGGCUCAUAAGAAGUCUCGCCUCGUCGGAAGAGUCGGGGAUUGAUAAAGUGACGUGGUACCGUGGAUUUUUUCUAUUAUUUCUUUCGCGUUCCUCGAGACUUCUUGUGAGUCGUGCGUACAGUAGAGGUGUUCGAUUCGGUAUCAGUGAUCGUUGUCAGUGAUCGACGCCCGUGAACAAGCGAGCACCUUUCGACGCGCACGUCUUCGAAAUCGAGGAUCAAAAGUGAGGAUAUCAUGUGCUCAGUGGACGAAACUACGUUUCAACGCCGAGUGAAUCGGGCAAUUAUCCUGGAUCUUCCGUGUUCUUUGACGUGUACGCGAAAACCGUAUCUUUCCGUGUAUCGAGUUGAAAAUCAGUUGGAGAGAGAGGGAGAAAAAUAAGGAGUCGUUAAAGUUUCGUCUGGUUUAACUUGAUAUUGGGAAGAAAUUAGGGAGGAAGGUGCAUAUUUGUUCACGGGAUCGACGAACACCAGUCAGACACCUGUUACCAUUCUCGACGAGAGUUGAACCGGAUCGAAGUUCGAAGUGGUGACGGGGAUAACGAAAUUCGCCUCACGGAAGAUUUUCCUCUAAUUAAAUUGUCUGCUAAAAUUCACAUCUUUGGAACUAAUUACACCAGAUUGAUAAGAUGUACGUAUUCGAGCGUCGGUGAAGCGAUUCGCGAGAGAAUAAUUGGCCGCAAUCGAUCACGGUUCGACUCGGUGUACCGCUGCACCGCGGAAGAGCGAACAAUGGAUAUGAGAAGAGCAGAGGCUAAGUAGCAGGCUGCAGGUACAGGAACGGAGAGGGCGAAGCAACAGGAAAGAAAGAGCGGAUCGAGCGAGAAGGAGCCGAAGAAGAAGAGGAAGAGGAAGAAACGAGGAAUAUCGAACGAAGAAUCCUUCCUUUCGAAGUCAAAUCUAACGAGGGAAAGAAAGGAAGAAAAAGAAGGGCAGAGGAAAUAACAAGUAUCUCCAGGAAGGGAAAUAAAAGAGGGAAAAUUUAGAGAAGAAGGAGAGGAAAGAAAUAGGGUAGAAGGAGGAAGAGAGGAAAAAUGAAGGAGAUCGGAUUAUGGACACUGAUUUGGACAGUGAGUGUAAUAACGGGUAUGGGCGUUGCACAAACAUCGCAACUAUGCCCAUCUCACACCGAAAUCUCGCCCUGUUCCUGCACCCUGAAGAAAUCCGGAUUGGACAUCAUAUGCGAGUACACGGAUCUGUCUCACAUCUCCGAUGUGAUGAGCUCUCUCAAAGGAAGGACCAACACUGUCAUCUUCUAUCUCAGGCUCAGGCACAACAGUCUGCCCAAGUUGCAGCCCUACGUGUUCCUCGGCCUCGACAUCCGCCAUUUGACCAUCCACAACAGCAGUCUGGCGAAGCUCGAGGAAUCGUCCUUGAGUUCCGUCGGAAGUGGGCUGACGCAAUUAGACCUCUCGCAGAACGCUCUGGCCUCGAUCCCGUCUAGCGCGUUGAAGGAGCUUCACCACCUACUCAUCUUGAAUUUAAACCGCAACAAGAUCAAGGCCAUCCAUAAAAACGCCUUCGAUGGGUUGGACACUCUCGAGAUUCUUUCCCUCUACGAGAACGAGAUCUCCAUCAUAGAAGAGGACGCCUUCACAGGACUGCACGAUCGAAAGCUGAGGAGAUUGAAUCUGGGAGGAAACGAGUUGACCAAAGUGCCGACGCAAGCGCUCCGCACUCUGAAUAUGUUGAAAAAGUUGGAGAUGCAAGAGAAUAGGAUCGCUUCCAUUCAGGAAGGUGAUUUUGAAGGCCUGGAAAGCCUGGACUCGUUGGGAUUGGCGCACAAUCGGCUCCGCGAGGUACCCGCCCGUGUCUUCUCCCACAUGACGCAAUUAAACUCUUUGGAACUGGACGGGAAUCAAAUUACCCACGUGGAUCCGAAUGCGUUCAUCGGUCUCGAGGAGAACCUGCAAUAUUUGCGACUGGGCGAUAAUAAUUUACACUCGGUGCCGAGCGAUGCGUUGCGCCGUCUACAUCGAUUACGUCACCUCGAUUUAAAGGCCAAUAACAUCACCGCGCUCUCGGAGGACGCUUUCACCGGAUACGGGGACUCCAUUACGUUUCUCAACCUCCAGAAGAACUUGAUCAAAAUAUUGCCACCGGUGGUCUUCGAAAAUUUGAACUCGUUGGAAACGCUGAAUCUGCAAAACAACAAGCUCGUGCAUAUACCGGAGGAGGUGACUGAAAAUAUCGUGGAUACGUUGCGACACAUCGAUAUCACGGACAACCCUCUGGUUUGCGACUGCGAGCUACGAUGGUACUCCAUUUGGUUGGGAAAUCUACGCGACAAGGACGACGAGAGGAUGUCGAGGAAGCACACAGUGUGCACCAUGGUCAGCGAGAACCGAGAGUAUUCCGUUCAGAAUAUACCGUUGGAGAGAAUGGGCUGCGUCGGGAAGAACGCUGGAAGAACCUCCUCAAUGGGCACCUGUCACGUUUACACCGAUACCGUGUUGCGAUUACUGAUCGUCGCCGUUGCUCUGCUCUAACUGCGAUGUCCGAUCGUGUGAUGCGCUCGGACACCUCAGUUUCCUCAAACGCGUUCCCCUGAUUCGCGCGAAAAUUCCCUCGAAUUUAUCGCCUUUGUUUUUAUCGUCCAACAAUCGCGUCACGGUCGCGGAGACGUGACACGAUUGAACGAUCGAUAUCUAUUUCUCGUUUCGCCAUUUUAAGCUUUGAUAGCGUUGAUAGAAGUAUCGAGGAAACUGAUCGAUCGUACGUCAAGUUAAAUUAUUGUGAGAAAAAUUGAAUAAUAAUAAUAAUUCUUGCAGAGAUCAAGAACAAGUAAAUCGAUAUUUUUUUCGUUGGAAGAUAAAAAUGAUUCGUCAGAUUUUUGAAAAAUAUUUACCCAUCCGGAGUUUUUGUUGGAAAAUAACCGUGUGAUUCAUAACGAUCGACAACCGAUCAGUAUUUUGACAUAUUGAUCGCGACGUCGUUCGAUCGAAAAUUGAAGGACGAAAUAUUGAAUCAUGGCGGCCAUAAUUAUCUCGAUCGUCCGGUCGAUUGAAUUUCGAUCGUAGCGUUCGAUUCUAACGUAAGUCGAAAACCACGCUCGAACGGUGUAAAAGGGAGAAAGGGAAGAAACUCGAACGAUAACAGGGUGAAAAAAGGCCCUACUAUGUUGUAGUAAAUGUACAAGCCUUUUUCAUCGAACGUUACAUAUCAAGAUCGUUGCCAAGUAUUUUAUGGAUGUCUGUUAAAGCUCGUGCGAACGCGAGAUGCGUAGUAUAAUUCGAUAGAAAAUUCGAAUGUCUGUAGUUUAGCCAUUUUAUGAUCCACGGACAUUCAUCUUAUACAUAUCAACCCGUUCCUGGAAUCAUUGAGACGAAGUCAUCGACAUUUCUUAAUGUUGCACUUCGUACGUCACAGUCUCGUCAAAUAAUAAUAAUAAAAAGUAGAACGUCACUCUUCGAUUUUCAUUGUUGCUGAAAGUUACGGAGAUAUUCGUUAAUUAACUCGGCCGGUAUACAAUAUUUUGUAAAUUGAUUUAUCUUAUUUAUUAAUCGUUAUUAUUAUUUUCUCUUUUUUUUUUGUACUAUCUCGAUAUAUUUAUCCCACUUAUUGAUAUUUAUUUCCAGAAGUAUUACUCGAUCAAGAAACGUUCGAUCGAAACGGUCAGGGUAUCGUAUAGAUCGAUUCAAACGAGUUCUUCAACUCGCAGUCUUUGGCGGUGAUAUCUUGAGAUCAUUCAAAUGCUUAACUUCGUUCACAAAGGAGCGGCCGGUCGAAAUGAAAUAACGACUGCUGAUAGAACGUAAUAUACUCAACAGGAAACCGACACUUGUCAAUUCCGGUAGAGCACGAUUCAUUGAAAUGGCUCGUCGCUUCUGUUUUGUGAUCUCCACUGCUACUCUAAACGUCGACACUUAUACGCGCGUCAUAAAAUUACAACCGCCUUUCAGCAACGCCGCAAGAUGAAACGAUAAAAUGAUAGUGUACGUCGCAGUUACGCUUUUGCCGCACGAUCUUUAAUUUCUAACUAGAUGUUUUUAAGUUCCCCUCCCCCAAGCAACGCGCGGAUUGUGACGUGCGAACACGUAAUGCUUCUAUCUUCAAGUUGCGAAACGUGUUCGAAGUUAAUUCGAAACUUAUGGCGUGUCAAAGAUAACUGUAAUAUUUUUCGAUGGACGGGAGAAAUUCGAUUGUUGUUACGAAACGAAGAAAGUAUAAAGACAAAUCCUGCAUUGUAAUAUUAUAUUGUCAGAUAUACAAGUAUAUGUAUAAUUUUUUAGGAUUAUUCGGUUACGAAUAUGUUGAUGAGAACUUAGUAAAAUAGCAUCGAACACCUUUCGUACACUAUAUCGCGUGAGAUAAUUAUUAUGAUAUUGAAAAUGCGUUCACAAAACGUAGUAUCGUAAAAGCGUUACACAAGGAAAGUAAAUUGUGUUUUACUAUUCGAUAAUUAAUAUAGAAUAAUAAGAGAGUAAUAAUGUUAAGGCAUUAAUAUUACGAGUAAUACUUGCAUACCGAAAUUAAUAAGUAAAUAAUAAUGUUACGUCGUGACGCGAACCAUCAUUCUAAUAAAAAUCGAAGGAGAUCUUGAAAACUUUUAAAA